This is a messenger RNA of Didymodactylos carnosus, 366 nucleotides long. The record is from the annotation of a GenBank genome assembly. Lineage: Eukaryota; Metazoa; Rotifera; Eurotatoria; Philodinida; Philodinidae.
AUGAAAUCUUCGUCUCCUUCUUUGCAUGGUUUUAUGCUUAGUAAUGGCGAGGUGGUUAAAGAUUCUGAAAAGAUGUGCGAGGUUGCGGCAAUCCAUUAUGAGGAUCACUGUAAAGAGCCAGAGGUUUAUCGUCCACAUCCGUACACCGAUGCUCCGGAAGUUGUUUGGGACAAUUAUGAAGAAAAAAUUCCACCUUGUUCCUUUGAAGAGGUAGUGGAUGUUGUUUGUCAUCGAAAAAAGAAGAAAUCGCUGGAUGCUCAUGGAAUAUUGAACUUUAUUUUCAAUUUUCUACCUCUUUUAUUCUGGUUUCUCUUUGUUAAAAUAGUCAAUCAUUCGUUUUCGGAAGGAAUAGUGCCUGAAAUGUGA